AUGACGGAAACUCUGCAAGGGCUCGAGGGUGUGGCUAUAUACAUGGGCGAUGUACUGAUCUAUGCAAACUCUGAGCAGAAACAUGACGAAUGCCUGGGGAAUAUGCUCAAAGUCAUUGAAGAAACAGGCAUCAAGAUCAACAAGGACAUGUCCUCUGCCAUGCGGCGCCGCUGGCUUAUGGUGCCUCUGCUCAUGCAGGUGUGGCUGGCAGCAUCUCCGUCCCUCAGCGAGCGUCCAUGCCCCAAGAGCUGUCGCUGCGAUGGGAAAAUUGUCUACUGUGAGUCCAGCGGUUUUCGCGAUGUGCCCAAGAACCUCUCAGGGGGCUGCCAAGGCCUGUCAUUACGCUACAACAGUCUGGUCAGUCUCAGAGCUGGACAGUUUGUGGGCCUCAACCAGCUCAUCUGGCUCUACUUAGACCACAACUACAUUGCCUCUGUAGACGUACUGGCCUUCCAAGGCGUCCGAAGGCUCAAGGAGCUGAUCCUGAGCUCAAACAAGAUCACAAUGCUCCACAAUACCACUUUCCACCCUGUACCCAACCUCCGCAACCUGGACCUGUCUUACAACAAACUGGCGUCUCUGCAGCCGGGCCAGUUCCAGGGCCUCCGCAAGCUCCUCAGCCUGCACAUGCGCUCCAACUCCUUGAAAAGCAUUCCUGUGCGUCUGUUCCAGGACUGCAGAAACCUGGAGUUCCUGGACCUGGGCUACAACCGCCUGCGCAGCAUCACACGCAACGCCUUCUCAGGCCUGCUGAAGCUGACCGAGCUGCACCUGGAGCACAACCAGUUCUCCAAGAUAAACUUUUCCCACUUCCCACGCCUCUACAACCUGCGGGCGCUAUACCUGCAGUGGAACCGCAUACGCUCCAUGAGCCAGGGCCUCACCUGGACCUGGACCUCCCUGCAGAAGCUGGACCUGUCUGGCAAUGAUCUGCAAGAGGUGGAUGCUACGGUCUACCAAUGCCUGCCCAACCUUCAAACACUCAAUCUGGAUUCCAACAAGCUGACCAACGUGUCCCAGGACACCGUGUCUGCCUGGAUCUCUCUGACCACCAUCAGCCUGGCGGGGAACGUGUGGGACUGUGGCCCUGUGGUCUGCCCCCUGGUGGUCUGGCUGAGGAACUUCAAGGGGAACAAGGAGAACAACAUGAUCUGCGCUGCCCCCAAGGAAGCGCAGGGAGAGAAGGUCAUGGAUGCUGUUGACACCCACAGUGUGUGUCGGGAUAACGCAAUCACACCCCUCACGGCCAGCGCCCCACCCACACCAUCUAAUGACCCAGACCAGACAGAGCGCCGCCCAGUCUACCCCACACCACCCACGCAAGGCCCUACGUCUCCAGCUGUCACCUCGGUCGUGGCGCCACCACCUGAACAGUUUGAGCCUGUGUCCUUUCACAAGAUAGUGGCGGGGAGCGUUGCCCUGUUCUUGUCUGUGGUGAUGAUCCUGUUGGUGAUCUACGUUUCGUGGAAGCGCUAUCCUAGCAGUGUCAAGCAGCUGCAGGAGCACUCGGCCGCAGCUCGCAAGCGCCGGAAAAAAGCCAGAGAGACGGAGCGCACGCUGAGUUCCCCACUGCAGGAGUACUAUGUGGACUACAAGCCCACCAAUUCGGAGGCCAUGGACGUGCUUGUCAAUGGGACUGGCUCCUGCACCUACACCAUCUCAGGCUCCAGGGAAUGCGAGGCCCCGCACCAGAUGGGCGCCCUAACAUACUACCGGUAUGAGCAGCCUAUCGUGGACUACUGCCAAGCCCAUCAGCCCCUGCGGCUCAACAUGGGCUACGAGGGCCCCCCGCAGGGCUUGGAGGAGCUGGGGCCACGCGAGAGGGCCACCAUACAGACUGUAGCGCUGCCCACUGUGCCCUCUGCCACCAUGGGGGUGAGGGCCAGGCCCCGCUCACCGCCCUCUAUCCUCAGAGUCCCGUCCGAGGGCACCGGUGGUCCCUUCCCUCCCCCAGAGCGCACCACCACGCUCACCUUUGGACGCUAA
Molecule: messenger RNA, 1986 nt
Organism: Salvelinus namaycush (lake trout)
Lineage: Eukaryota; Metazoa; Chordata; Actinopteri; Salmoniformes; Salmonidae
Product: leucine-rich repeat transmembrane neuronal protein 4-like
Exons: 4
Coding region: 1-1986 (661 amino acids)
Molecular function (GO): protein binding
Source: RefSeq, a predicted model, not a curated record